Messenger RNA from Medioppia subpectinata, 2155 nucleotides. NCBI's taxonomy places the organism in Eukaryota, Metazoa, Arthropoda, Arachnida, Sarcoptiformes, Oppiidae. The record is from the annotation of a GenBank genome assembly.
AUAAACGAUUAUUUCGAUGGCGCGGCGCCCGCUAUGAUAGUGAAUGCGUUGAAUGUCCCGAUUUUGUUUGGCCAGAAACGGGUCACUGUUUGGGCCUCGAAGACUGGUCAACAGAGAUACGUCCACACUCUGCCCGCAAACCAUUCAGUGCACUAUACGUGGGAUUUUCCUUCUGGUGACCGAACUCUGAUCUGGAAAUAUGAAUACUCGAUGAGUGCACCCGAAGUUGAGGAACAGUCUAUUGAUUUGAAAUGCGAUGGUUUAGUGGACGUGAACGGCGUGUUUGUCGUCUCAUUUCUUGAAGGAAAACAACGGGCCGGAGAAAUAACUAAACCCAAGAUUAAUGUUGAGGUAAUAAUGAAAGGAAUCGGUCUCUCGAUUGUGAAUAAUGAUAGUAAAAAGGAUAUCCUUUACAUCGCUAUUACGAGUUCAGUUUUAUGGGAAUUCAAAGCCACGGAUUCAAAGCGUUAUAAAGCGCUUCCCGUUAAGUCGAUUGAUGCCAUCGAGAGUUCCUAUCAAUCAGUGUUGUUGAACAAAAAAGUUGGACAAAAUGUAGACGUUGUGGACAAUGAGUUUAUGCGAAUAGACUUCACUGACUCCGAGGCUCCCAAACAAAUUUCGCCCAAAAAUGGACAAUUAAGACGACUCGCGAACCGAGGAAUUUGGGUAUCGCUCGCACUGUCCGAACAUAUCGUUCAGUUUCACAUGAAAGUGAAUCGUUUGCAAAUCGAUAACCAAAUGCCAGACCAUAUAUUUGAGAUCGUGAUGUGUCCGAUAGCGCCGCCAAAAACCAUUGCCGUCGAACACUUGCCCAAGAGUUUCAUCGAGUUGUCGACAAUCAUCCAAAGACAGGCCACAAUGAAUCGAUUCAAAUACAACACUAUUUUGAUUCAGGAAUUUCUCAUACAAAUCGAUAGGGGAUUGUUGUCCGCCAUUCAGGAGUUGACUGAAGUGGCCGUCAAGAAGGAGGAGAACACUAAGUUGAUCGCCAAAGAUGUCAGAGAUAUUCUUCUGAAAAAUACAAUCACAGAAUCGUUGCUGUCUUCGCGCAAAAGUUAUUACGAUUACAUUCAUUUCUCGCCACUAAAAGUACAUUUGAGUUUUUCAAUGGCCGGCGCUUCGGGCGGACAAUUGCCGUUAGGGCUGGACUUCUUCGUGCGGUCAGCCGGUGUCACACUAACCGAGUUUAACGACGUUAUAUUCAAACUCGAUUAUUUUGAGCGCAAAAGUCUGUUACUCGAGAAUUCAGAGCUGAUAUCGAUUGUGACCAAUCACUACACCACUCAAGUGCUCAAACAGUUUUAUGUAUUGGUUUUAGGACUUGAUUUGAUUGGGAAUCCCAUGAAACUCGUACUCGGAUUGAAAGAAGGCGUCGGAGACUUUUUCUACGAGCCGUUUCAGGGCAUUAUUCAGGGCCCGGGAGAGUUUGCCGAAGGCCUGUCCAUUGGUGUCAAAUCGUUGGCCUCCAAUGUUGUCGGCGGAGCUGCCGGUGCUUUGGGAAGCAUUACUAAUACUCUGGGCGAAGGCGUGUCGGCGCUUACAAUGGAUGAUAAAUUCAAACGUGAGCGCCGUUCGCGACUCAACCGAAAGGUCGGGUUUGCCGAAGGCGGUAAAAAUUUGCUUAAAGGCGUCUUUUCCGGUGUGACUGGAGUUAUAACACAACCCAUUCAAGGCGCCCGAGAAGAUGGUUUUGAAGGUUUGUUUAAAGGGGUUGGAAAGGGUGUUGUGGGUAUUGUCGCACAGCCGGCAACAGGUGUCAUAGAUUUCGCGUCGGGUUCACUACAAUCUGUGAAACGGGCCGUCGAUCCCAAACAAGAGGCCAAAACGAUGCGUCCGUCCCGUUAUAUUGGCUCCGAUGGCAAAGUGGUGCCCUAUAAUCGACACUUCGCGACCGGCUCUACAAUUGUAAGAGAAAUGGAAAACGGAAAGUAUAUGUCGGAUAACUAUGUGAUUCACUGCCAACUAAACGCCGGCGCUUUAAUCAUAUUGACUGACAAACGGGUGAUUGCAGUCAAGAAGGGAAUGAUGUCUCAUAAUUGGGAGUCCGAUUGGGCCGAGGAAUGGCAUAAUUGCGCCAAAGUUAACAUCUCUGGCGAUGGACUUAAGCUUAAGAUCACAACAAAGGUAUGAAUUGAAUUGCAUUUAGUUUUAUUUU